AUGUCCGGUUCGAAAGAUGAAAUAAGGGGAUUUUCAAAGGGAAAGGUUGUUAAUGCACGAUGGCGAAUAGUUGGAAAAUUGGGCGAGGGUGGAAUGGGAGCUGUGUAUAAAGUGGAAGAUAAAAAUCGCAAGAAAUUUCUCGCCGCAAUGAAGGUGGAAGAUGAUGAAAUUGAAGGUGGUGUAAUAAAAUUAGAGGUGUUUAUUCUACAAAAACUACAACCGAUGAAGGAUACAAUUAGAUUAUACGAUUUUGGAAAGAGAAAAAAGUAUAGUUUCAUGGUGAUGUCUCUCCUUGGCAAAGACCUAAUGAUGCUAAAACGGAAGGCUGGAAAACAACUUUCAGAAUCAACGAUAUUAAGAGUAGCAGUUAGCACACUUUACGCUAUAAAACAGGUACACGAGAUUGGCUACGUUCAUCGCGAUAUUAAACCGGGAAAUUUUCUGAUCGGCACAGUUGGACGAGAAAAAAGAAUAAUGUAUCUGAUCGAUUUUGGGAUGGCACGUUCAUUUGUAGCAAAAGAUGAGGCCACUGGUAAAUUAGCAAUACGUAAACCUCGUGACGGUGAGCAAUUGUUCCGUGGUACCCCAAGAUAUUGUAGUGUGAAUACUCAUCACGGAAAAGAACAGGGUCGUGUUGACGACUUAUGGUCAUGGUUUUAUAUGCUUAUUGACCUAUACAUCGAUUUACCAUGGGGUGGUCUCUCAGACGAGAAGGUUAUAUGCAUACUAAAAGAAGAAUGUCCACCGAAGGGACUGAUACGAGUACGUGAAAAGACAUGCCCAGAGGAAUUUCAUAAAAUUUACCAAUAUUUGAAAACAUUAAAAUAUGAGGAUCGACCGGACUACUAUGGACUGUUCAGUGAGUGCUCAGCCGGCUUAAAACGUGUUCGUGGCUCAUUUCUUGAUCGAUACGAAUGGGAGAUCGAACCUUGUGAUGGUGUAGAUACAGCGCUCUCAGCGUCUGAAGAUGAGAUGAAGAAUCAUAAGCCAAGUCGAAGAUCGAAAAUUGCCCAGAAAACAUAUCCAUUUGCUUCCACAGCAGUUUUCAAAGAGAAUAUACUUAAACUAUAA
This is a messenger RNA of Necator americanus (New World hookworm), 1071 nucleotides long. RefSeq lists its product as uncharacterized. Bases 1 to 1071 code for a protein of 356 amino acids. Gene Ontology annotation, biological process: signal transduction; peptidyl-serine phosphorylation. The transcript has 10 exons. Lineage: Eukaryota; Metazoa; Nematoda; Chromadorea; Rhabditida; Ancylostomatidae. The record is from RefSeq and is a predicted model, not a curated record. Gene Ontology annotation, cellular component: cytoplasm; nucleus. Gene Ontology annotation, molecular function: ATP binding; protein serine/threonine kinase activity.